UUUAAAACCAAGCACUUGUAGUUUUCAGAAAUGAUUACCGGUACAGAAAAAACAAAGGGAUCCAGGCGUUCCAUUCAAAGAACUGACUAAAUGAAACGCUACCUGCGCAUGCGCAUUACGGUGUUGUGUUAGGAUGAGAUGGUCAUUAAUUUUUAUUUUAAGGUUAUGUUUUUGUUGUAGGUUGUAGCAUGUAAGUUAUUGCUUUAUUACUGUAAAAUUUGAUACAAAACUCUGGCAGAAUGCAGGAUUCCUGUUUAUUCUACUUUGUAUUUAAUCAGUUAUUUAUGAUCUAUUUCAAUAAAUAAUAGUGUAGCCUAUCUGAAUCCAAUUUAUUUAUUUUUAUAUUAAGCUUAAUUCAUAAAUUAUAAUGUAAUGUAAAAGUAGACUACACUUCACUAACUUUUAGACUUUUAUUAGGUAAAUUUAUAGGAAAUAAUCAAAAUGUUACUACCGGCAGUUUCUCGUCUUGUAAGGAAAAAUACUCGUUUAGUCUCGAUACCAAAUUCAUUAAAAAUAUUUUAUCAAAAGAGAAGAAAAUCCUGUGUCAUUUUAGGAAUUGAAACUAGUUGUGAUGAUACCGGCUGCGCUAUAGUAAAUAAUGACGGUGUGAUAUUGGGAGAAGCUUUGAACUCUCAAACAAAUAUAACUGUUGAAAUGGGAGGAGUGAUGCCAAUAUUGGCUAAGGAACUGCAUGAAAAGAACAUUGAAAAUGUUGUAAAUAAAGCAUUAAAUGCAGCCAAUAUGAGUGUUGAGCAUGUUGAUGCUGUAGCUGUUACGACAAAGCCUGGUAUAAUUGUAUCUCUAUCCGUUGGAACUAGCUUUGGUAAAAAGAUGUGUCAGGAAUAUGGAAAACCGUUGAUACCAAUUCACCAUAUGCAAGCGCAUACAUUAACUGCACGGAUCGUACAACCAAUCGAGUUCCCAUUCUUGACUUUGCUCAUCUCUGGAGGGCAUUGUUUAUUGGCAAUCGCUCAAUCACCUGUCAAGUUUCAACUUUUGGGGCAAUCACUUAAUGAUGCUCCUGGAGAGGCGUUAGAUAAGGUGGCUAGGCGGCUGAAACUGCGAUUCGUUCCAGAGUUUAGUAAGUGUAGCGGCGGAGAGUCGAUUGAAAGAGCUGCUCGGAAAGGUUACCCCGUCGUGGACUACAUAGUUCCGCCGAUGCUCUCAUACAGAGACUGCAAUUUCAGUUUCUCUGGAAUGAAGCAGAGAGCCACGCAACAUAUUCUCAAAAUGGAAGGGAAACACGACAUAAUGGGCAGCACACUUAUUCCAGAUGCGUACGACCUGUGUGCCUCCUUUCUGCACACAAUGGCUACUCAUCUCUGUCAUCGAGUACAACGAGCUAUCAUGUUUGCAGACCUAAAAGCACUCAUACCACCAGAUAGGCGAGUGCUCGUUGUUUCUGGAGGAGUGGCUUGUAAUUCCUACAUCAGACAAGGCCUUGAAAUAGUGUGUCGUGAACUUGGGUACAAACUAGUCGUACCACCACCAAAAUUGUGCACAGAUAACGGAGUCAUGAUAGCAUGGAAUGGCGUUGAGAAGUUCAGACUCGGAAUCGAUGUCAUACCAAGUGAUCAGCUCCAAUCAAUCGACAUUGAGCCCAAAUCUCCAAUAGGCGAAGAUAUCUCUAAUCAAGUUGCUGAGGCCGACAUAAAAUUAUUGGAGUGUUGAGAAGAUACCUAUUUGUUCAGUGCGGGAGGGAGCGGAGGUAGAAGGAAGCCAACCGCACAUGUCAAUUUGCUGUAUUUCUUAUUUAAAAAUAAAAUUACGUAAUGCUGGCUGUUUGAUUCAAAUAACUAGAUACAACUCAGCUGGAUGAGCAAAUGUUAUUGCUAUGCUUAGUAGCGUUUUGAUGCUGUGGAAAGGGUAAAUCGGUCUAGGGAUCAAGUUAAGAGUCCGGGACUGUAAAAUAGGAUAGGAAGUAAAAUUUCACUGGAUUUUGACUUUUUAUAGAAAUGUUUCGACGGGGAUAGAAAAAAAUAUUCUUGAUCUGAGAACUCAGUAAACUGAUUGAUUUUAUUCAAUGUAUGUUACAGGGUUUCUUUUUUCUGAAUAUUUUAAGUUCAGUGGUACGAAUGGCUGUAUCAGAUAGGUGCAUCGUUGUUUUAGAAUUCAUUUGUUGAAUGAGUCGUUACGUUU
Molecule: messenger RNA, 2139 nt
Organism: Nilaparvata lugens (brown planthopper)
Lineage: Eukaryota; Metazoa; Arthropoda; Insecta; Hemiptera; Delphacidae
Gene: Tcs4
Product: probable tRNA N6-adenosine threonylcarbamoyltransferase, mitochondrial
Exons: 9
Coding region: 442-1671 (409 amino acids)
Biological process (GO): tRNA threonylcarbamoyladenosine modification
Cellular component (GO): mitochondrion
Source: RefSeq, a predicted model, not a curated record